GUCACUUUGAGGUUAUAUCUGUUGUAAACACGUUAAUAUAACGUAUUAAUUUGUUAAUGAUUGAGAAACCUUAUACCUAAUAAUUAAAUUAUGAAACCUUAGAUUCAUUGCUAUAUAACUAUUAAUAUGUGGCGACGAUAUUUGCUGUGGUUUGCUCAAGAACAUGUUGAUUUUCGUCAUGCAGAAAUGCAAAGCAUCCUAUCGAUGUACAAUAUUCCUAUAAAAUUUAUUGAAAAACCAUGUAUUCAGAAGCCCUAUUGGAUAGUGGAAUUUCCAUCAGAUGAAUGUGUUAAGAAAAUUACUUCACGCUCUGUAUUGCUCAAAAACUGUAUAGAACUAUGGUCUAGGGCUAAGACGGAUAGACAAUUACACAUAAACUUGAAGAAAGCUUGGGAGAAUACUUCUAGUAAAUGGAUAAUUCCUGAAAAUUCUGACAGCGUAGCAAGUGAUACACAUAUAUGUCCUAAAGAUUUAAUACAGACAUGCUGUGACUCUGGAUUGUCCUUCAAAAUUGUUGUGGAGACAUUUUGUAAGCAUUUCACUAUGAAGGAAAAAGUUGAGAAAAUUGAGAAUUUCAGUUAUUUACCUCUAGAGGGUCCUGUGAAGCUGAAGAACCCAGAUGUGACACUGUUGUAUGUAGAAUUUUAUGGUGUGGAUCCUAAUAAUGUUCCCGAGCAACCACAUGAUGUCUUCUUUGGGAAAUGGGUGGCAGAUGGUCAACGUGACUUGAUCCAGCAGUACUCGCUAAAGAAGCGUCAGUUUAUUGGCAACACCAGCAUGGACGCGCAGCUGGCUUUCAUCAUGGCCAACCAGGCCCAGGUGCGCGCCGCGGACUUGCUGCUCGACCCCUUCGUCGGCUCCGGGUCCUUGCUUGUCGCCGCCGCACAUUUUGGAGGUUAUGUUUGGGGCUCGGACAUCGACUUCAUGAUGCUACACGCUAGGACGCGGCCCACGCGCGUCGGCCAAAAGGUGCGUACGAAGGAGGAGAGUAUUCGCGGGAACAUGCGACAGUACGGCUCGCAGGCGCGGUACCUCGACGUGGUCGUGAGCGACUUCUCACGUCCCCUCUGGCGGGACUCGCUCCUCUUCGACGCUAUUAUCACUGAUCCCCCGUACGGUGUCAGAGAGCCAGCGGAGAAGAUAGGCAUCGAACGCGAGAACUACACGCUCUCAGAGGACCAGCUGCCGAACCACAUCCCUGCCAAGGUGGAGUAUGGCCUGCCGCAUAUAUACGGCGACCUGCUGCACUUCGCGGCGAGACACCUGCGGCGGGGGCGGAGGCUCGUGUGCUGGUAUCCGCUCGUUAGAGAAGAGUACAAAGAAGAGGAUCUACCGUCUCACCCGUGCUUGCGGCUGGUGGCCAACUCCGAGCAGGUGUUGUCCAAGUUGACAGCUCGGCGGCUGCUGACGUACGAGAAGAUUGACGACGACGUGCCCGCGAGUGUCGACCGUAACGGAGGCGCGCAUAACUUCAGAGAGAAAUACUUUUCAGUAGGCGAGGUAUCGCGACGGGAACGCAAGGAGAAGCAAGCGUUAGAGUUGGCUACCAACCCCUAUUGGAGAGCCGCGCGAGGUGACGUCACGUAAUAUUGGAUAAGAAUAAAUUUAUAUAUAAGG
Pectinophora gossypiella (pink bollworm) is the source of this 1617-nucleotide messenger RNA. RefSeq names its product tRNA (guanine(10)-N2)-methyltransferase homolog. Bases 127 to 1587 code for a protein of 486 amino acids. The transcript is spliced from 9 exons. The record is from RefSeq and is a predicted model, not a curated record. Gene Ontology annotation, cellular component: cytoplasm. Gene Ontology annotation, molecular function: nucleic acid binding. Gene Ontology annotation, biological process: methylation. NCBI's taxonomy places the organism in Eukaryota, Metazoa, Arthropoda, Insecta, Lepidoptera, Gelechiidae.